Messenger RNA from Chaetomium strumarium, 2423 nucleotides. RefSeq lists its product as uncharacterized. Bases 284 to 2131 code for a protein of 615 amino acids. Gene Ontology annotation, cellular component: DNA replication factor A complex; nucleus. Gene Ontology annotation, biological process: nucleotide-excision repair; meiotic cell cycle; DNA replication. The record is from RefSeq and is a predicted model, not a curated record. Gene Ontology annotation, molecular function: damaged DNA binding; single-stranded telomeric DNA binding. Lineage: Eukaryota; Fungi; Ascomycota; Sordariomycetes; Sordariales; Chaetomiaceae. The transcript has 4 exons.
AUGCCAGUGUCAGAACAGUAAAAGGGGAAAGUUCAAUUGGAGGUUCUGGGGUUUGCUGUGCUUACACAGUAUAUACAUCGCAGUCAUUGUCACUUUGGCACUGUGCGUGCCAGGCUAGCAAUUAAAGUCUUGCCCCACGACGCGUCUUCUCGCCUGCCCAACGCGACCCCUCCAAAGCCUUGGCCAGCUCGCACCACAACUGUCAUACGAUCGAAAACCGAAAAGACCUUGUUGGCAUCGACGUUGGAGUUACCAGAGACCGCCCAACAGCAGUUACGCCAACAUGGCCGAACAACAGAUUACGCAAGGCGCGAUAGAUGCCAUUUUCAACGAGCCAGACCGCGCAGCCGCUCAGUUCCCCGUACCUGUGAUGCAAUGCCUGCAGCUCAAGACCCUCGAGGCGAAACAGGGAGCUCCGGGAGGGGGCGUUCAGAGAUACCGCAUCAUCUUGAGCGACAUCCGCAACUAUGUGCAGUGCAUGCUCGCCACGCAGGCCAACCACGUGGUGCACAGCGGCCAGCUGGAUCGCGGUUCCAUAGUGCGUCUGAAACAAUAUCAGGCCCAGUCCCUGAAGGGUAAAAAUGUCAUGAUCGUCCUGGACCUCGAGGUUAUCCCGGAACUCGGCAACCCGGAAAAGAUCGGUGAUCCUAAGGGCUUGGAAAUCAGGAACGAGCAGCCACAGAGUACAACUAUCGGUGGUGCUGGCUUUUACGGGGUCAAGAAUGAGCCGGUCCAGGAGUCGACAUCGCAGGUCCAAAAGCAGUUGGCCUCUACCUCCAACCGAGGUGGCGGAGGAGGAGGGCCCAGCCAACACGGUGGCAGCACGAUAUACCCGAUCGAGGCGCUUUCGCCGUUUGCGAACAAAUGGACGAUCAAGGUUCGGGUCACGAGCAAAUCGGACAUCAGGACAUGGGCCAAGGCACACGGGAAUGGCAAGCUGUUCAGCGUGAAUCUCCUGGACGAGAGCGGCGAGAUCAGGGCGACGGGCUUCAACGAACAGGUCGACCAAUUCUACGACCUGUUCCAGGAAGGCAACGUCUACUACAUCUCGACGCCGUGUAAAGUGGGGAUGGCCAAGAAGCAGUUCAGCAACCUCUCCAAUGACUAUGAGCUAGUGCUCGAGCGCGACACCGUCAUUGAGAAGGCCGAAGACCAGAGCUCGGUGCCGCAAGUGCGCUUCAACUUCUGCAGCAUCCAAGAGCUCCAAGAGGUCGAGAAGGACGCCACGGUGGACGUCAUCGGCGUUUUGAAGGAGGUGUCUGAUGUGGACCAGAUCAUAUCCAAGACGACACAGAAGGGGUAUGAUAAGCGUGAGCUGACGUUAGUCGACGACACGGGCUACUCGGUGCGUGUGACGGUCUGGGGCAAGACGGCAACCGAGUUCGAUGCCAGCCCAGAGUCUAUCGUCGCCUUCAAGGGCACGCGAGUCAGCGACUUUAACGGGCGCAGCCUGUCGCUCCUAUCCUCGGGCACGAUGGCGGUCGACCCCGACAUCCCCGAGGCGCACAAGCUCAAGGGCUGGUACGACUCGAACGGCAGGAACCAGUCGUUCGCGACACACAGCAACAUGUCAACGGUCGGGGCCGCGACGGGCCGCAAGGACGAUUUGAAGACGAUCGGACAAGUCAAGGCCGAGAACCUCGGAGUUGACGACACGACAUACUUCAGCAUAAAGGCCACCGUAGUGUACAUCCGGCAGGAGAACUUUGCAUACCCGGCUUGCCCCAUCGAGGGCUGCGCUAAGAAGGUGACGGAGACGAGCGAGGGGUGGCGGUGCGAGAAGCACAACGUGGACCAUGAAAGACCGCAGUAUCGAUACAUCAUGUCAAUCAACGCCACCGACCACACGGGCAACCUCUCGCUCAGCUGCUUCGACGACUCGGCGCGCGUCAUCAUGGGCGGCAAGACGGCGGACGAGCUGAUGGAGAUGCAGGCGAUAGGCGACAAUGAAGCCGUCCACAAGGCGUUCGAGGCGGCCAACUGCAGGAAGUGGGCGUUCCGCUGCCGUGCGAAGAUGGAAACGUAUAGCGAUCAGCCGAGGCUCCGCUACCAGGUCAUGAGCGUCUCGCCGCUGGAUUAUCGGGCGGAAGGCCACAAGCUGGCCGAGAUGAUCAAGCAGAUGAGCAUGUAAGGUGGGAUUACCGUGUGUUAUGUUGAACUGUGCCCGGAACGGGAGUAGAAGCCUCAGCUCACCCCCGGGGUGGCGUUCGGAAACAGUCUGCAAGGACCAGUGGGGUACGAUGGCCAUCAUGACGUGCAUUCGGAAGCUGGAAGCUUUGUACCUUACGGAGUAACCCUUGCAAAAGAUUUAGUCUGUAGACACACCGAGACACCGCUUUCCCGGUUGGAAUGUAAGCUGGAAGCGUUGAGAAGCUCAACGAUGAAUCAGUUCAAACCGCCGUUCAAACGGAGGUGAGUGGGGC